UUCUAUAUGAGGUGGAGAGUUGCACUAUCCUGAUACAGUUACCAACAUGAUUGUUACAAGUUCAUCUUCAUCCCUAAUUCUUGACUGCUUAAAAUCCUCUUUUGGAGAAGAUUUUUGAAGGGAUAAAGGGUAGAGAUUAGAGAGAGUGAUGGAGAGGAACACCAGUGUGGUUUUCAGAUCAGUUUUGUUGGUGGGGUUUUGCUGGUUUUUGUUGUUUGCAGUAUCUACAACCAUACAGGCAACACUUGCAGUUCCUUCUACUGCAAGUUUCGGAGGUUUUAAGUCGAGAGGAGCAAAGAGGCAAGAGGGUUCGGUUUUCAGUUACGUGAGCAAGAGAAGAGUGCCAAAUGGACCUGAUCCUAUCCAUAACAGGAGAACUAGAAAUACCAGACAACCUCCUGACCGAGCAUGAGAAAGCAAAGAAUUGGCUUUGAAGAGUUAUGUAUAUCUGAAAUUAGAAGAAAGAAAGGGAGAUUCACAAGAUCUGCAUGCGGGUUUCCUUUCGAUUCUUUGAGAUACGCAGUUAUAUUGCUUGUUUUGUUGUGUAGAAGUACAUGGAGAAAGAAAAGGGUGAAGCUUUUUGAAGGUAUUUUGAUGGGUGUUUUUUUGCAGUUGUUCAAUCUUUGAAUUCAAAGAUUCAUGGAUUGGGAUGUUUGGUAGCUUUUGCAUGAAAUUAGAAGGAAUCAAAUCCAAAUGUAUUAUUAUCAUGAGAGGGAUUGGAACGGAAGCCAAGAAAACAUAUCUUUAGUGUCCCUUUUCCAUACAAUUUUUU
Cynara cardunculus var. scolymus (artichoke) is the source of this 772-nucleotide messenger RNA. RefSeq names its product CLAVATA3/ESR (CLE)-related protein 25-like. The transcript is spliced from 2 exons. The coding region runs from base 149 to 412 and encodes 87 amino acids. NCBI's taxonomy places the organism in Eukaryota, Viridiplantae, Streptophyta, Magnoliopsida, Asterales, Asteraceae. The record is from RefSeq and is a predicted model, not a curated record.